AUAAUUUCACUUUUUUCCGGAAUUUUAUAAUUCUUAUGUCCAAACGCCCACUAAAUCAUUAACUCCCGAGUCAUUCUAAUUCUACCUGUAUUUUAGCUGAGAACUCUACUCUGCACACAAGUUCAUCAAUAAACAAAAUAAACAGCUUAAAUCCUUUAGCCAUAAUGAAGAUUCCAAGAACAAUUUUUUUACUUCAGUUUUUCACUUUCUUAUAUCUCUUCACAUUUACUCUUGCUUCCACUGAGGAAGCAACUGCUCUCCUCAAAUGGAAAGCCACUUUCCAAAACCAGAAUAAUACCUUGUUGGCUUCAUGGAAACUAAGUCCUGUUGGUUCCAAGAAUUCUUCCGGCAUUGGAGCGGCGAGUUCUGGUGCAUGCAGGGGCUGGUAUGGAGUUAUAUGCGUUAACGAUAGGGUAAACAGGUUGAAUAUUACAAAUGCUGGUGUCAUCGGCACGCUCUAUGAUUUUCCAUGUUCGUCCCUCCCUUUUCUUGAAUAUGUUGAUCUUAGCAUGAACCAGCUCUCUGGCACUAUCCCACCUGAAAUAGGCAAACUCACUAAUCUUGUCUAUCUUGACUUGUCGACUAAUCAGAUUUCAGGCACAAUCCCACCACAAAUUGGCGCACUUGUCAAUCUUGUUGAAGCUCGUCUUGAGAAAAACCAAUUAACAGAUCAUAUUCCUCCAGAAAUAGGUAACUUGAUCAAUGCAAAAAUUUUCUAUGCUUUCUCCAAUGAAUUGUCUGGUGCCAUUCCUGCUGAAAUAGGGAAGAUGAAGUCACUUAAGCAAUUAUUGUUAUAUAGAAACAAUCUUUCUGGUCCAAUCCCAAACAGUAUAGGUGACUUAAUUGAUCUCACACUUCUGUACCUUUAUGUUAACAAACUUUCUGGCUCCAUUCCUAGUGAGUUGGGAAAUCUGGAAAACCUCAUGGAUCUUGAAUUAUCCCGUAAUCAACUUACCGGUCCAAUUCCUGCUUCAUUUGGCAAUUUAAGAAAAUUGCAAUUUCUGUUUCUCCAUGUUAAUAGACUUUCUGGCUCCAUUCCUGCAGAAAUAGGAAAGAUGAAGUCACUUCAGCAUUUAAUCUUACAGGCUAACAAUCUUUCUGGUCAAAUUCCAAAAACUCUAGGUGACUUAACUGAGCUCAAAACUCUGUACCUUUAUGUUAACAAACUUUCUGGCUCCAUUCCUGCCGAAAUAGGGAAACUUGUCAAUCUUAUUGAAGCUGAUCUUGAUACAAACCAGUUAACAGGUCGUAUUCCUGUAGAAAUAAGUAACAUGAUCAAUGCAAAACUGUUCUAUGCUUACUCAAACGAAUUGUCUGGUCUCAUUCCCAGUGAGUUGGGGAAUCUGAAAAAUCUCACUCGUCUUGAUAUAUCCAGUAAUCAACUUACUGGUUCAAUUCCUGCUUCAUUUGGCAAUUUGAGAAACUUGCAAGUUCUGUCUCUCCAUCACAACAAACUUUCAGGUUCCAUUCCUAAAGAACUUGAAUAUUUAGAUAACUUGGUUGUGCUGGCAUUGGGUGUAAAUCAGUUUUCAGGCCAAUUGCCAGAGCAUCUUUGCCAAGCUGGGAAGCUUGUGAGCUUCUCGGUGACUAGUAACAAGCUGACAGGGCCAAUAUCACGAAGCUUGAGCAAGUGCUCGAGUUUCCAAUGGGUUCGUUUUUCUAACAACAGUUUCACUGGGAAUUUAUCUGAAGCUUUUGGCAUCUAUCCAGAGCUUCAGUUCAUCGAUUUGAGUGACAAUGACUUUCAUGGAGAACUCAGCAGCAACUGGGGGAAAUGCAAGAAUCUGACUGAUCUGCAGAUAGCCAGAAAUAACAUUAGUGGUAGCAUACCACCAGAGAUUGGAAAUCUCAAAGGGCUUCUAGGACUUGAUCUUUCAUCGAAUCAAUUAGUUGGGCAGAUUCCUAAGGAUUUUGGAAAAUUGACCUCUUUAGUUAACUUAUUUGUGAAAAACAACCACAUUCAUGGUAGUAUUCCUACGGAGCUUGAGUCACUAACAAAGUUAGAGUCCCUUGAUCUGUCAGAUAAUAGAUUGAACGGGCCGAUUCCAACAUUUAUAGGAGGUUACACGAACAUGUUUCUCUUGAACCUGAGCAACAACAAGUUCGGCCAGAAAAUUCCAGAAGAGAUAGGUAGGAUAACUCAUCUUAGUGUACUUGAUUUGAGCCAUAACCUUCUUGAUGGAGAAAUACCCCCUCCAUUAGCCAGUUUGCUAGACUUGGCAGACUUGAAUCUUUCUCACAAUGGCCUCUCUGGCCGCAUUCCUGAAGAAUUUGAAAGUUUAACUGCUUUGCAGGAUGUUGUCUUGUCAUACAAUGAGUUGGAAGGUCCAAUACCAAAUAAUAAAGCUUUUUUGACUGCCUUAUUAGAAGGUAAUAAAGGUCUUUGUGGCAAUGUAACAGGAUUCCAGCCUUGCGAAAGUCCAUUUUCUGUGGUGAAGAAGAACUCAAGACGUAAAAAAAUCCUCAUCACUGUACUUCCUGUUAUGGGAGCACUAGUACUUCUCUGUGCUUUCAUUGGUGUUCUACUUAUGUGUAAUAAAAGAAGGAAAUUUAAAGAUGUUGAAAGACGGGAUGAUGGUUUGUUUUCCAUAACCAUGUUAGAUGGAAAAGCAUUGUACAAGGAUAUCUUAAACGCCACACAGGAGUUUGAUUCAACAUUUUGCAUUGGGAAAGGAGGACAUGGAAGCGUUUACAAGGUAAACCUUCCAUCAUUAGGGAAUAUAGCUGUGAAGAGACUUCAUUCUUCAUUUGAGAAUACACAUCGCAAAAGCUUCAUGAAUGAGGUAAGGGCAUUGAUAGGGACUAAGCAUCGGAACAUUGUGAAACUUUAUGGCUAUUGUUCGAAUGCAGAACACUCGUUCUUGGUUUACGAGUACGCCGAGAGGGGGAGUUUGUCUAGUAUUUUGAGUAAUGAAAUUGAGUCCAAGAAUUUGGAUUGGCUUAAAAGGGUGAAUAUCAUCAAAGGUGUUGCUUUUGCUUUAUCUUACCUGCACCAGGAUUGCUCACCACCGAUUGUUCAUCGAGACAUAUCAAGCAGUAAUGUUUUGCUUGAUUCUGAGUAUGAAGCUCGUGUUUCAGAUUUUGGCAUAGCUAAGCUUCUCAUGCCAGACUCAUCCAAUUGCACUGUGCUUGCAGGCACAUAUGGCUAUGUUGCACCUGAGCUUGCAUAUACAAUGAAGGUUACACAAAUGUGUGAUGUCUAUAGCUUUGGAGUAUUAACAUUGGAGAUAAUCAAAGGAAAGCAUCUUGGGGAAUGCAUUACUCUGCUAGCAAAUUCAUCGAGUAGAGAUCAUGUGCAGCUUAGUGAUUUGUUGGAUGAACGCCUUCCAUGUCCUGAAGAUAGAGUAAAAGAGGUUUUGGUUUUCAUCAUCAAUCUAGCAAGCUCUUGUUUGCUUGAAACUCCAAAAUCAAGGCCAACAAUGCACUUCAUCUCUCAUAGGUUAUCAUCAAUGGAUCUACGUCCACCUACUCAUCAGAUAAACCCCCAUGUAAGGCGAGCUAUAUAAUCCCUGAUACGUAAGGUGUCUUUUUAUGGAAAUGAAUAACCUUUGACACCAAGUGGUUGUGAUGCAAGUAAUUUGAUGAGAAGGUCCAUGACAAAAUCUAGAAGAUACUGUUUCGUUACUAGAUUUUCUAGAAGCCUUGUAGUAACCUCGUAAGAAGGGUAAAGUUCUCUUUUGCUUAAUCUACUUUGUAAAUAUGGUGCCCAGCGCUUCCUUACUGUUACCAUUCUAAAAAAAAAGGUCCAUGACAAAAGUAUUACUGGGAUUAAUAUUUCUAUAUUGUUAGGGUGCUUAUAAAAUAUGAUUCACACUGUAAAUUUGUAUAACGACAUUUAAGCCAGAUACCAAAAUAUUCCAGCUUUAUAAACAAAAAAACAAUCACUGCCUGGUCACAAACAUAUAUCAGAAAUAAAAUUAUGAUACUCGAAUCAGUGCAAUUCAGAAUCCAGAAGUAUUCACAUAAGGGAUGAAUUGUGCAACCAUAGAUAAUCCAGACGUAUCUAUUUUUCAGAUAGGCCAAUAAAAAAAUAGAGAAAUAGAACUUAUUAUCUGCGUUUAUAGAUAAUUCACUAAAU
This is a messenger RNA of Nicotiana tabacum (common tobacco), 4078 nucleotides long. NCBI's taxonomy places the organism in Eukaryota, Viridiplantae, Streptophyta, Magnoliopsida, Solanales, Solanaceae. The record is from RefSeq and is a predicted model, not a curated record.